This is a messenger RNA of Pelmatolapia mariae (spotted tilapia), 2051 nucleotides long. Its product is annotated as transferrin receptor protein 1-like. The record is from RefSeq and is a predicted model, not a curated record. Gene Ontology annotation, cellular component: external side of plasma membrane. The transcript is spliced from 15 exons. Gene Ontology annotation, biological process: intracellular iron ion homeostasis; transferrin transport. Gene Ontology annotation, molecular function: transferrin receptor activity. Lineage: Eukaryota; Metazoa; Chordata; Actinopteri; Cichliformes; Cichlidae. Bases 108 to 2036 code for a protein of 642 amino acids.
UUGGCUACCUGGUCCAUCGGAAUAAGGAUUUGGCUCCCACCUGUGCAUCCUCUGCUCUCCGUUAUGAAGAUGUUCCUGUCGCCCAUGAGACCGGUGCUGCUCCCCUCAUGGACUGGGAUGAUGUGAAAAAGAUUCUUGCUCAAAAACUGACUACAUCCAGUAUGGACGCUGUCCUUGGUCAGCUGAGCAGUAGCAACCACUGGGCUGGUUCUCCUGGUGAUGAAGAUCUGGGGAACAAGGUGCUCAAGAAGUUUAAGGAGUACGGCAUGAAGACCUGGACUGAUGAGCACUUUGUCAAGGUUCAGGAUCCCCCAGCAUCUGGAUACAACAGAAUAGUUUUCAAGAACGGAACAGCGGAACGUCCAACGGGUUUCCUAUCCUACAGCGCCAGUGGAACAGCAAGGGGUGCAGUGCUGUAUGCCCAUUAUGGACAGGAAGAUGACCUGAAGCAGUUAAAGGACAUGAACAUCGACAUGAAUGGCAGGGUGAUGCUGGUCAGAGCUGGAAGGAUCAGCUUUGCUGAGAAGGUAGCCAAUGCAGCCAAAGUGAACGCCUCUGCUGUGCUGAUCUACCCAGACCCUGCUGAUUACUCGAUCAGCGAGAGCACUCCACUCUUUGGACAUGUCCACAUGGGCUCUGGGGAUCCCUACACCCCAGGCUUCCCCUCCUUCAACCACACCCAGUUUCCACCUGUGCAGUCUUCAGGCCUGCCAAAUAUUUUGGCUCAGACUAUCACAACAGGCAUGGGAAUGAAGAUUCUGAGGCAGCUCGGGGGUAGAACUCAGCCAAAUGGUUGGGGGAGCAUCAAUAAACUCGGAGACGAGAGCGAUGUUAUUACUGUGGAAGUCAACAAUGUCCUUACUGAGAAAAGGAUAAAUAAUGUCUUUGGGGUCAUCAAAGGCUUUGUGGAUGCAGAUCGAUACGUGGUCAUUGGGGCCCAGAGGGAUGCGUGGGGCCCUGGCUUUGCAGCAUCAACCGUGGGCACCAGCGUCCUCGUUGAGCUGGCGCGUUCCAUCUCUGACAUGGUGGAGAACGAUGGAUUCAAACCGAGGAGGAGUAUUGUGUUUGCGAGCUGGAGUGCGGGAGAGUAUGGGAGUGUUGGCGCCACCGAGUGGUUGGAGGGUUAUCUGUCCUCUCUGAGCAUGAAAGCAUUCACCUACAUCAACCUGGACGGCAUUGUGACAGGUCAGAAUGGGUUUAAAGUAGCAGCCAGCCCGUUGUUGCACAGCCUGGUCCAAAACGCUCUGAAAGAGGUGAACUAUGACAAGGACAAGUCUCUUCUUUCUCAGUUUGGAAAGAACAACUGGGAGUCUGCUAUUCUGGAGCCUCUGAGGAUGGACAGUGCUGCGUAUCCUUUCCUCGCCUUCUCCGGCAUUCCCUCAGUCGCUUUCAGAUUCCACUCUGGAAGUUCAGACUACCCGUACUUUGGUACAAUCCUGGACACCCGAGAAAACCUGAACUCUGUCACAGCCAGCCAGGUUCCUCAGCUGGCUGUGAGAGCGGGCCAGUUUGCAGGUCACAUAGCGCUGAGGCUGGUCCAUGACCACCUGCUGCAGAUGGACCUGAAGAAGUACAACCAACUCAUACGCAGCCACGUGGUUCAGAUUAAUGCGAGGGUCAAGAAUGUUCAGAGGAUGCGGCCCCAGCUGUUGCCCAAAGCUCUGACAGUGCGGUGGUUGAUCAUGGCCUCUGGCUCCUACAGCCGUGCCUCUAGCGCGCUGGCAGCCGACAUCCAGAACAGCGACCUGGAAGACAUCGAGAUGUGCCGCGUGAUCAAUGACCGCAUCAUGACGGUGGAAAGGAACUUCCUGUCACCCUACGUUUCUCCCAAAGACAGCCCCUUCCGUCACAUCCUGCUGGGCUCCGGUCCCCACACCCUCAAAGGUCUGACCAACCACCUCGACUCUUUGACGACUGCCGACCUCGACGCAGACGCCGAGCUGUUCUGCAACCAGCUUGCCCAGGCGACCUGGACCAUUCAGACCUGUGCCAACUCCCUAGCAGGGGACAUCUGGUCUCUGGAUUAUGAAACCUAGAAAAGUCCUUUGCCC